This is a messenger RNA of Fundulus heteroclitus (mummichog), 3096 nucleotides long. It is a transcript of the gene ap5b1, whose product is annotated as adaptor related protein complex 5 subunit beta 1. Gene Ontology annotation, cellular component: lysosomal membrane; AP-type membrane coat adaptor complex. The coding region runs from base 177 to 3005 and encodes 942 amino acids. Gene Ontology annotation, biological process: endosomal transport. The transcript has 3 exons. The record is from RefSeq and is a predicted model, not a curated record. NCBI's taxonomy places the organism in Eukaryota, Metazoa, Chordata, Actinopteri, Cyprinodontiformes, Fundulidae.
AACAGGCACGUGACACAACACGGGAGUGACUGGUCGUGGGCGUGGCCCGUGAAACCUGUUGGACCCGGGCUAACGGGUUGUUCUGGUCCUCAAGGUACAGCAAAUUGUUGGUACGAUGACUUUGAAGGGCUGUCGGACACGGACGCGCUCAGCUUAGUGUUCAUGCCUUAACCAACAUGGCGCCUAACUGGACGGAGAGGAUCAGUGCCUUCUGCUGCAGUCCGAGCGGCUUCCUGUCAGGAACCAACCCGGAAGCCUUCCUGUCAGAGCUGCUCCGGGAGCUGCGGGACGACCGAGCCAGCUAUGGAGUCAAGGUCCUCCUCUUGUCUCCUCUCUGUGAGUACGCGGGCCUGCUGUGCGCCACAGGAUGUGCCGGCGAGGAGACGGCCCUGGACCUCAUGUCGGUGUUCGCCCAGUGUCCUGCCAGGUGGACCCAGUUCCGCUGCCACCUCCUGGUGGCGCUCACCGGCGUCCUCGUCUGCUCCUCCUGUGCCAGCGGCCGCUCCCGCGCCUCCCUGGACUUCCUGGACCUGCUCCUCCAGAUAGCCCAGGACGCCGGCGACCUCCACGGCGACGGCGCGCAGCGCUGCCUCCGGGCCACGGCCUGCGACUGCCUGCGGGAGAUGGAGGCCAGCUGCCCCGGGCUGCUCUCCCAGCGCCUGGAGCUGCUGGCUGGGCUGCGGCAGCAGGAGAGCUGCAGGCUGCACCAGGCCUACGUGGGGCUGCAGGUCCUGGUGCUGAGGAACGCCGUUUAUCAGCUCACCCAGGAGGCAGGAGCAGGCGCAGCACAUCUUAAAGCUCUCCUGGGGGGAAACACGUCCGGCUGGGAGGCCGAGCAGGAGGCCUCCCAGCCGGACGGCGGGGACUCGGCCGUCCAGUCGUCCCUCGUCCUGGGGCCCAUGGGCCGGGUGCCCAGCCUUCACACGGGGCCUGACUGCAAGGAGCUGCGCUCGGUCCUCUCCUCCCUGCUGGAGGAGUCCUACCUCCUCACCCCCCUGUGUCAGGCUGCACUCUUCCACAGGCUGAUCGAGCUGGUUGCCAUGGUGCCUGGGAUCCCUCCCAGCAUCCUCAGAGCCCAGCUGCUGCGACUGCUGGGGACCAAUGAGGUUUGCCUCCUCCACGUCACGCUGCUGAUGAAGUGCGCCUUCACCGACAGCCUCUUCAGCGCUGAAGACGAAGCCUUCCUCCUGAAGCGGCUGGUGGUCCUCUCCCAGCACCCCCUGCUGAGCGCGCCUGACAAGCUCUUCUACAUGGACUGCAUCCUGCACUUCCCAGAGAACCGCCCCAUCGGCUGCGGGGACAGCGACGAGGCCCUCCCCGUGCUCCUCACCCCCCAGCUGGCCUCGGCCCUGCUGCCCACCGUGUUCAACGACAGCGCCACCCUGCUGGCCCGACUCAACCUGCAGGCGCUGGUCUACCUGGAGGAGGAGGAGGAGGAGGGGGGGGAGGGCCGGGGGCUGGCCUACAUCUAUGAGCACCUCACGGCGCUGCUGCACAUUGUGGAGGGGGGGGGCAGCCGGGACAUUGUUGUGACCUUUUUCAGAGCGGCCUACCUCUUCCUGUCCUACUUCCACCGCGUGGAGCAGUACUCGGCUCUCCUGAGCCAGCAGCUGUGUCGGCUGUACCUCCUGCACCCCCAGCUGGCCCCCAACAUCCUCAACCUGGUCCAGCAGACGCUGCACAGCUUGGCGGGUUGCAGCUGGGCCGUGGGGCUCCUGCGGGGCCUCCAGGGAGCGAUAACCGAGGCCCCCUUGGACCAGCUCACCCUUCCAGACCUCAGCUGCCACCUCAGGGUGCUGGCUCGGGUGGCAGAAGAAGCAAAGAUCUCCCAGCGCAGCAGCCUGGGCUUCCUGUCCGCCGUGGUCACCCGGUCCUCGCUGCGCGCCAGCGGGGACUGGCGGCUGGGGAACGGCGUGCUGGGGGUCUGCCGCCGCCUGCUCCUCCAUCCCAGUCUGGACUCGCUGCUCAUUCCUCUGGCAGACAUUCUCCUGCAUCUGGCCUGUAACUAUGGCGACACGGACGUCCAGGACCACGCCCGCCUCUACUACGCCCUCCUGACCACGCUGUCCUGGGAGAAGCUGACGGCGGUGCUGGCGCAGAGCGCGGCAGAGGGCGGGGGGCAGGUGAAGAGGCCCACUCUGUCCGGCGUCAUGGCGGAGAGCGAGGGGCUGGUCCCCACGCUGAGCGUCCACCGGGCGGAGACGGCCGUCUUCCAGCUCAGCGAGGCGCGGCCUCAGCCUCAGCCUCAGCCGCAGACGGGGGGCCCGCCGCUGGCUCAGGAUGAGGGAGGCGGAGCUCUGGAAGCGUACAGAGCUCAGUUCAGGGAGGCCGGCUCGGCUCCACAGAUCACCUUACAGUACCGCCUGACCCACACCGAGCCCCCCCACCCUCGCUUUGAGCAGCUCUUCAGCAUCCGCCUCCACUUCAGCCUCACGGACCAGAACUACGAGCAGCUGCAGGACGUCAGCGUCCCCUGUCUGUCCACCCAGAGGCCGGCGCCGGUACUGCGGCUGACGCUGACGCCCAGGCAGCCUUACCCGACCACCAUCCACGUCAGCGCCGUCUUCACCUCCUCAGACGGCCUCACCUGGCACGCCCCCGUGCCCGACAUCCACGUCUCCUUCCAGCACACCUUCCUGCCUCUGCCUGUGCCCCCGGCCUGGAGCAGGGCGAGGAGGGAGGAGCUCUUCCAGGAACUGUGGGAGGAGAUGUGCGGCCAGGCCAGCGGCUGUGCAGUCAGCCUGUUCUGCUGCCAGCUGGGGGGGGGCGCUCUGAAGGCUCUGCUGCAGGAGCACUUCCUGCCCUUCCUGCUGUCCCACCCGUCCCAGGAGGACGGCUUCAGGGUGCUCCUCUUCCUGCCUCCACGCUCUCACCUGCUGCUGAAGAUCAGCUGUGAGGAGGACGCGGUGCAGUUCAACAUGGCCACCGAUAACUGGCAGCUGCUGCCUCACAUCAACGCCUACCUGCUGAGAAUCACCUGUGCCCAGGACCUCCCUGUCACAUGACCCCACGCCUCUUUUAUGCCCACCAGCAGCCUUUUAACACACACACCUUGGAAAGUAGAAUAAACAAGCAGAUGACUGAUUUAACAUGAAA